This is a messenger RNA of Perca fluviatilis (European perch), 6962 nucleotides long. RefSeq names its product leukocyte receptor tyrosine kinase (gene ltk). Gene Ontology annotation, molecular function: protein binding; transmembrane receptor protein tyrosine kinase activity; ATP binding. Gene Ontology annotation, cellular component: membrane; signaling receptor complex. The record is from RefSeq and is a predicted model, not a curated record. The coding region runs from base 601 to 4932 and encodes 1443 amino acids. Lineage: Eukaryota; Metazoa; Chordata; Actinopteri; Perciformes; Percidae. Gene Ontology annotation, biological process: regulation of cell population proliferation; protein phosphorylation; regulation of neuron differentiation. The transcript is spliced from 29 exons.
AAACACAGCGCCAGUCAAACAAACCUAGGAAAAAUAGAAUAAUUGCAUUUAUUUCGUGUAUUAAUUUGAAGUUUACAGUCUCCACUUAUCUGAUGUCUGCCGCCAUUUUUCAUAUCUUCAAUGAAUCGGAAGUAGCCUAGGCUAGAUCAUGAUUAAUUGGCUAACUUUUUCGCAUUUGGCUUUAUCGAUCCAUUAACUUUUCCUCUUUUUCCAGAAUUUUCGGCAUUUUCUUUAUGAGCAAAUUUGAAAAUGAGCAUUAAAAACAUUGAUUGGUUGAUGCAAACGCACCUAGCAUGUGUCAAAUCAAUUAGCUGCUCGUGUGGAAAAGGGAUCACCAGUUGAGCGUGUAUUCCAGUAAUUAGCCAGAGUCUGUUGCAGUUUGAUUUCAUCUCUCGGAGUGCCUUUAGCAGUACCUGCCAUGCUCUUUUGGACAGAUUUCUGGAGGAGAACCUCUCAGAUCAGCUGUUUCCUCAUCAUCUGGACAGCCAAAUUACCUCCUGUGAUUUUGAGUCACUGUGCCACUGGACUUUAUCAAAUCACAGCGACCAAAGGGACUGGUCAGUGGUGUCGCCACAGCAACCAGAAAGCGCUCAGGCAGGGAUGAUGCCCAUGGCUGAUCACUCAGUGGGAAGCUCUGAUGGGCACUUCCUUCUCCUAAGCUUCUUCCCUGCCACUGAGGCUUCUGGGAGAUGCGAGUACCACUUAACCAGCCCGGUCUUACCCGGAAAUGAGAGGCACUGCAUCUUGCAGGUGGCUCUGUUUGAGUCCGGUCCAGCAGUGGGGAACCUCACGCUCCUGAUCAAGCCAGUCCACUCAAGUUCAGUUGUUCACUCUGAGGUUCUCAACCACAGGAGACGUGAUGACCGCAGGGCUGAGUGGGAGGUUCUGGAGACUGUGAUUGGUCAGGUGGACGAGCCCUUUCAGGUGAUCCUGCUCUACACUUCCUGUUUGGGAGAAGAUGGAGCCACGGUGGCUCUGGACUCUCUGGAGCUCAUAGACUGUGCAUCAGAACACCAGGUCAUCGGGCUGGAUGCGGCUUGUGGGGAAUCUUUCCACUGUGAAAACUCAGGAGACUGCAUUGACCAGAGCCAAGUGUGCAACUUCCACACCGACUGUCCUUUAGGAGAGGACGAAGGCUUCAUCUGUGGUGCUCUUCCGUUUGGCUCUCACUGUUCAUUUGAACAGGAUGCAUGUGGGUGGUCCGUGUCCAACCAGCACUUGGCCUGGAGAAGAGUCGCUGGAGACAAACUUCUGGAGAAAGAAGACAUGCAGGGUGUCACUCUGCAGAGUACACCAGGGCACUUUCUGUUCCUGCAGGUCAGAGAGAGUAAUUCCCUUCGAGAGGCGUCCAUUCAGAGCUCCUCUUUCCCUCCCCCCGUCUCUACUACUGUCUGCCAGAUGCGUUUCUCUCUGUACCUGUAUGGGGACUUUAAUGGUUCAUUGCUGGUGUCUAUAGAGGAGAAUGGGUCCGCCACCACACCACUGGUCUGGGAGAGAAAUGAUCAGUGGACAGAUGACUGGGAAGAUGUUGCCCUGCAGCUGACUGGCCUUAAUCAUGAGUUCCACGUUAAGGUGACAGCUGUGUGGGGAAAAGGCUCCAAUGCUGACGUCGCUCUCGAUGACAUUGCAAUUGGAGCUACCUGCUUCAACACAGAUCUGAACUCUCUCCUGCCAAUGGCGGACUUAGAGGAUUUCUUAAGCCCCCUUCCAGAGCCUUCAUUCUCAGAGGUUUCUUUGAUGACAUGGUGGUUUAACUCAUGCGGUGCCAGUGGCCCCCACGGCCCGACCCAAGCCCAGUGUGACAGUACCUACAGGAACAAAAAUGUCAGUGUCACUGUAGGGAGGGAAGAACCCUUGAAAGGAGUCCAAAUGUGGAGGGUACCUGCUACAAACCGAUAUCUGAUCUCUGCUUAUGGGGCUGCAGGAGGGAAAGGAGCCAAAAACCACAACAAACGCAACCACGGUGUCUUCAUAUCUGCCAUAUUUCCUCUGGAGAAAGGAGAUGUACUUUACAUCUUGGUGGGCCACCAGGGAGAGGAUGCUUGCCCGGGGAGAAAUCCCCACACCCAGAGGAUCUGCCUGGGAGAGUCGUCGGUGAUUGAAGACAACCUCAGAGGAGAGGCUGGUGCGGAGUGGGCUGGGGGAGGAGGCGGAGGAGGGGGAGCCACCUACGUCUUUAAGAUGGAGGGAGGUGAGCUGGUUCCCUUGUUGAUUGCGGCUGGCGGAGGAGGAAAUGCCUACCUGGAGGACCCAGAGUCCAGUCUGGACCAGAUACCACUGGAGCAGUAUGAAAACAGCACCAUAGCUGCCAGUACCAACGGUCAAACUGGUGCUGCAGGUGGAGGUGGAGGCUGGAACGAAAGUCCCAGUCCUUACGUGAGGGCGGGAAAGUCUCUGGUGGAGGGUGGUGAAGGAGGGUCCUCGUGUCCCCUGGCCCUGUCCAAGCUCAGCUGGUCCACCUUUGGGGGAUUUGGAGGUGGAGGUGGGGCCUGCACAGCUGGAGGUGGCGGAGGAGGUUACAGAGGAGGUGACGCUGCACCGACAGAUGAGAUCACAGCCGACGGUCAGAAUGGAAUCUCGUUCAUUCAUCCGAUGGGAGAGAUUUUCCUUCAGCCUCUGGCAGCCAUGGAAAGUCACGGCGAGUGUGAGAUCAAGGUGCAGCUGAACUGCAGCCACUGUCAAACGCAGAGCUGCAAACGAGAUGAAGAUACUUCCCUCAUCCUCUGUCUCUGCGACGACGAUGAAGUCCUGGCCAGCGACAACGUCACAUGUGUCGGCACCAUAGCAGCUCUUCAAGGCCCAGCUCUGCACGGCCAGAUGUCAACAUCUUUGAUCCUGGCAGUCGUGGUCUCCACCAUCGCGAGCGGUAUCGCACUGAUCUGCACUGGCGUCAUCCUCAUGUGGUACCGCAGGAAGAACGACCUGUACGCAGUGAGAGGGCGUCUGCAGAGUCCAGAGUACAAGCUGAGCAAGAUCCGCUCCUCCACCAUCAUGACCGACUACAACCCCAACUACUGUUUUGCAGGGAAGGCCGCCUCACUCAACGAACUGAAGGAAGUACCGCGCAAGAACAUAACACUUCUCAGGGCUCUUGGCCAUGGUGCAUUUGGUGAAGUCUAUGAAGGCCAAGUUCUGGGGAUUAGCAGUGAUAACGGCCCCAUGCAGGUGGCCAUAAAGACUCUUCCAGAAAUCUGCUCCGAACAGGAUGAAAUGGAUUUCCUGAUGGAGGCCCUGAUUAUGAGCAAAUUCAGCCACGACAACAUUGUGCGCUGCAUCGGUGUCAGUUUGAACAUCCUGCCACGUUUCAUCCUGCUAGAGCUGAUGACAGGAGGAGACAUGAAGAGCUUCCUGAGACAGAACAGGCCACGAGCUGGCCAGACCUCUUCUCUCACCAUGCGGGAGCUGCUGCAGAUGGCCCGAGACAUCGCCUUCGGCUGUCACUACCUGGAGGAGAACCACUUCAUACACAGAGACAUUGCUGCUAGAAAUUGCCUGCUUUCCUGCCCUGGACCAGACCGAGUGGCCAAAAUUGGAGACUUUGGCAUGGCACGAGACAUAUACAGAGCAAGUUAUUACAGGAAAGGUGGUCGUGCUAUGCUGCCAGUCAAAUGGAUGCCACCGGAGGCCUUCAUGGAGGGAAUCUUCACCUGCAAGACUGAUACAUGGUCAUUUGGGGUGCUGCUGUGGGAGAUCAUCUCUCUGGGUUACAUGCCAUAUCCCUGUAAAACCAACCAAGAGGUGCUGGAGUUUGUCACCAGUGGAGGCAGGAUGGAUCCUCCCAAGAGCUGUCCGGGGCCUGUCUAUCGGAUCAUGACCCAGUGCUGGCAGCACUGUCCCGAGCACCGGCCUAACUUCUCUACUAUCCUGGAGAGAAUUAACUACUGCUCUCAGGACCCAGAUGUGAUCAACACACCCCUACCAUUUGAAUACACCCCCACCGCAGAGGACGAUGGUGGCACAAUAAACCGUGCCUCUGGCCACACCUCCACCAGCCUCACUCCACUCCUGGUGUCCCAUGCUGUUUCCCAGGCUUCCUCCCACCAGCUGGAUCACUCCUCUCUGGGCCUGGGUCCAACCCCUCUUUCCCCACAGCCUACCAAACCAUGUCUACUCCUCCAGAGGACCCAACCUGUCCACCAUGAAGUGACAUCAUGCCGUGAGGCUCUGGAGCCGUCCUGGGCUGAGCCUGUUCCUGCCCCUGGUUUUUCAGCAGGAGGCCACUGGCUCCACCCUGAAACUCCUCAUCACCAACCUUGCUCCAGAAACAGCUCCUCCUCAGGGAGCCAGAGGCUGAAGAACAAGACAAAGAACCUGUGGAACCCCACGUACGGUUCCUGGGUUUUGGAAAAUUUCCGGGGGAAAAAAACACUUGCCCACACUCAGUCCGUGCCACUCUCAAGCUCCGCUUCCUCCACCUCCAACACACAGGCUCCUCAGACCUGCAACCCAGCCUUAGAGAACAACGAGGCUGGGUGCGACAGCACCAACAGCGUCCACCUUAGCCCUUCCUCAAUUCCAUCUCCGUCCUGCCAGGCUCAAGCUGCCUCAAGCACGUCCUCCCAUAAGACCCCAACAGGUGGCACCACAAAAGCUGGUGUGGAUCUGGCUAAGCUCCAAAGUUUUCCCUGUGGCAACGUCAACUAUGCCUACGAUGAGCAAAGCUACGAGGCAGAGAGCCUGCCCCUGGUUAUGCCCAAAGCCCCAGAAGCCAUCACAAACACCAGCUCUGCCCCCAGUGUCUCCUCAGGGACAAGCUUGGGUCUGGCAUUAGGCCUCCAUACCAACUCAUCUUGUAUACCGAAGCUGCUGCUGAAGCGCCACGCCAGCUACGGACACGAGGACUUGAGGAGACACACCAAAGCUGAGAAACCCACACGUGACCGAGACUCAGGCUUUUCACUGUCUGAAGACCUCAGCGUUACCCCUAUCUAAGAAACGGCGUACUGUAACAGGGAUUUUGAUUGAUAUAAAAUUGAAAUGUCAACUGGAACCCCUUUCCUCACAACCUUAGACUGGAGUUCUGUAUUUCCAGAAGAAAAAGCAUGAGGGCUCCGUCAUAGUCUGAGAGCCACAAAAUCAAAUUGUUAAGAGUUUAAUGCUGGAAAAGACAAACACUCCUCCACACUGUAAUGCAGAGAGCCACCGCUGGACUCCAAGCUCUUUUUUGGACCUCUGGUACACUGGUAGCUGAAACACUGGAUGACACGCAGCCCUGCGCUUUUUCAUUGUCCACAUACUACUGUAGUGCUGUAGUUGGACUCCUUUUCUACCUAUUUGUUUUUAUCAUGAAAGCUUUGGCAGUAGUAUAUGUUUCAUUAUAGUAAACAAUUUGUUAGAAUUUGUAGUAAUAAGUGUACAGUGUACCAUAACAAGCCAAAUAUAUUGAGCCAUUGGGAAGAGAAUCUCCAAGCAUGUGUUUUUGUUUUAGAAUUAUUCAUUUCAAAAGUUUGAUAAUCAAGUACACGGUACACUUCUGUGUUUCUGAUUUGCUUUCACCCUAAAUAAUGUGAAAACACAUACGCCUAAUAUACUGCGAUAACUUUGAUGUUUUCUCUUAACACGCGGUCUUACUUACUUGGUGUUUCCAACGCUUCCCCAGCAGAUGGAGUUUGCUCAGUUGUCAUGGAGAUGGAUCAGAGAAGUAUGGAAUUUCGGUCAUGUGAUAAACAAGCGGCGGUAUACACGAGGAGAUCAUAAACCUAAAACUCCUGGCCAGUGACUUUGACCUCUUCCCAGUUGAUGCUGCUGGUUUGGUCAGAUGUUCACAGACAGCCAGGGACAGAGUCACCACUGGUUUCCUGGAAACCUCACACCGAAGACAAGACUCCAGAAAGUCGCUGCUCCUGGCCGAGAAAUACAUUUCUGUGGUGAGCUAAGCUAACCGGCUGCUGGCUGUAGCUUCCAAUUUACUGUACAGACAUUAGUGUUAUCGAUUUCCUUAUCUAAAUCUCUGCAAGAAACUAUUCCCUUAAGGAGUUACAUAGUUUUUAGUGUGCACUGACUCCUCGUCACAAAAAUCAAUUUCUGUAUGUUCCGUAAGUAAGUGGCGCUUGUGCUGAGACUUAUUUUUAUUUUUUGCCAGAUGACAUAGAUCUUGAUUUGGCUUUGCAUAUUUUUGACAAUUCUCUUUCCCGAUAUUUACUUGGAUUUCAGGAGGUCUCAUACGUGUGUAGAAUUUGAUGACCAUGCAGCUGUGAAAAUAUUUGCUAUUUUUGUACUCUCCUCUCUGUACACUGGACUAACCCAUUGCAUUUGUAGCCAUUUUAUCUUUUAUUUGUAUUUUGUUAUGCUAGUGAUGGAUCUGUAUUUGUAGUUGAUCACUGCCAUUCAAUACCUCUGCACUGCAUCUACUGUACUGAUGUAGUGCUGGUAGUACCUAUGUUUACUCAGCAGGGUGAGGUAUUCAGUCUUGAUAUACCAAACAUGCUGCUGCAGGUAUCUCAGUUCAUAUAAUUAAUCAGUAAUUCAAUUGUUAAAAUCUCUAUUAAGUAUUUAUGUUUUUAGAUUAUUCAUAUUUAAUCAAUUAGGUAGGUUUAUCCUACGUGUCUUUAUUUUGAGCCUAAACGUGUCGAUAGUUUAUUUUUUAGUAUGUUGAAUGAAUGGUUACAUUUAUAUAAGGGUUCUAUAUAUGUUUUUUUAUGCUCAGGCCAGCUGAUAUUAGUGAAUUCUAUCUUGGUUGCUCAACAGUCCACUUGAAAAGAAUUUCUUUUAGAAAAGGCAAUUUUAAUCGUUUUCUAAAGACUCAUUUUAAGCGAGAGAUUUGUGCCAUUUAGAAAAAUUGUGUUGUCAUGGCCUGGUGCAUUUUAUUUCACACUCAUUGAAAAGUUGUUGUUUUUGUAUUCGUUAUGUAGCUGAGGGUUUUAUGCCUCAACCCCAAAAAUGCAAAGACAUUCUAUGCAAUAUACUGUCUUUCACACUUUCCUCUAACCUAACUGUGCCCCUAAUAAAUCAACAUAUAUUGA